Messenger RNA from Aspergillus ochraceoroseus IBT 24754, 1890 nucleotides. RefSeq lists its product as uncharacterized. The record is from RefSeq and is a predicted model, not a curated record. NCBI's taxonomy places the organism in Eukaryota, Fungi, Ascomycota, Eurotiomycetes, Eurotiales, Aspergillaceae. The transcript has a single exon. The coding region runs from base 434 to 1747 and encodes 437 amino acids. Gene Ontology annotation, molecular function: protein-folding chaperone binding.
AAAUAUUGCGAUAAUUCCGACGACGGCCAGGGAGAGAUCGGACAACAACCGAGAUUAUCCGAUAGCGAGAUCAGAUGACGAAACUUUUAAUUGCCACCAGGCGCCGAGUCUCUUGUAUCUCCUCUAUGGACCAGGUGUUGCGCCUGCAGGUGGAAGGCUGUAGAGUACCCUGCUACCGGUCGUAUGGAUGUACGGUCAGAUGGAAGUACUAGUAAUCAUGAACUUUCAUCCCAGAUCAUGCUCAGCAUCAAUUACCUAGACUUCCAGAUGAUUUGGAUGCUGGUCUACAAAUCAGGUAUCAACACUGGCUAACUGUGGCUCAACUGUGGCUGAGUCACGACAGAAUACAAGGAGCUCAGGCCUCAGGCAAGGCUCCGCUUGACAAAAUAGUAAGCCGAUGCCGGAAAAAGAAACUAAACUAAGGCCAGCUUCCAUGACCUCAACACCACAAGACAUCCUCGCUGUGCCUCUGGUUCAUAAAUCCAUGACCCAGCUGCUCUCACACAUUUCCCAGUCCUCUCUGGCGCUGGGCGAGACGUGUGCAUCCUACCUCGAUUAUAUAACCACCAGUCUCCCCUCCUCCCUGCAUUCCCUCCACCACAAAUUGGUUACUCCCCUCGUCUCCGGUUCAGCCUCAUCGUCGUCGACGCCCUUCUUGCGCGCUCUCACUUCUCCCCCCGAUUGGCCCUCCUAUUACCGCACGCUCGCCUCAGAUUCCCAGAAAUCUUCGAUCGCCUUCACCCUCGUUGCCUGUGCGAUUGCCCUCGUGGUCAUGUCUUGGCGCAGCUUCUGGCGCCGCUCUCCUUCCUACAGCGACGUCCCCAGUACAUCCCCGCUCGGUGAUCGCGAGCGUGAUCGACCCUACUCCUACCUUGGACCUAACGGUAUUGUGGACCCUCCCACGCACGUAUACGAAAAUACGUACCUCCAGAGGGGGGAUCCUGAGGACAACGACACAGAGCCCGAUAAACUCCUCCUCAACCACCGCAAAGUCACCUACGAGCUGCAUUUCCCGCCUUACUCGAUCAACGACGGCACCCUUAGUGUGGGCCAGUUGAGGCAAAGCGCCGCGGAGGUCACCAAGACGGCGGAUCCGAAUCGUAUCAGACUCCUCUACAAGGGUAAGCUGCUAGGCAAUGACUCCCUGCCUUGUCGAGUGGAGGGUCUGAAACAGCGAUCGGAGGUUCUGUGCGUGGUGUCGGAGGUUCAGUCGGGAGCGAGGACUCCGAGCGAUGUCUCCGACGCUGAGAGAAUCAGCGACUCGGGCCGUCAGGAUGACCCGCGCGUACCGGACGGUCCCUCCGAAGGUAAAGGGAAGAAAAACAAGGGUAAAGGAAAAUCCAAGGGCAAGAAGAAGAAGAAGCAGCAGCAGCCUGGGGAGACUCAGCCCGAACUAGUUCCGCCUCCAUCACAACGACCAACAUCAUCCAGUGGUCGCUCGGGAUUACCCCCUCCCGCACCGAACCUAAAUGCCUUGCCCAACGCACCCGAGCAAGUAAGAGCCUUGACCGUAUACUUCCACCGAGACCUACUACCGCUCUGCGAAGCAUACAUCGCUAGCCCGCCCUCUGAGCCGAAAUCACGCGAAUUCGAGCACAAGAAACUCGCGGAGACGAUCUUGGCGCAGGUGAUUCUCAAGGCGGACGGCAUUGAAUCUACCGAUGAUGAUACCCGAACUGCACGCCGGGCUCUGAUCAAGGAGACGCAGAAGAUGCUUUCCAGCCUCGACCAGGCAGCAAAGCUUUAAUCCUACCGUUCUUGUUGCCAUGCUUUUUUUUCGUUUUGGCUAAUCUUCUUUUCUACUUGAUUUGCUCUCUGAUCACUGGUUUUCUUGAUGUAUAUUUAAGGGGUAUUUCAAAGGUCAAUGAUAUAAUUCUAGAUUUUUUUUUA